CGAUGAGGAGCUGCAACGCAACGCUGCGCAACAGUCGAGAUGGUCAGGCCAAAUUCCGCAUUCCCUCAGCCAACCCAAAGGCAUGCAAUGCCAACAACCACAGCCACCGCCAGCCAGCGAUCUUGUGCACACAGCCAAUCACCAACCAACCAGCAAGCCAAACCAGCCAACCGACUGACCUGACUGACUGACUGACCUGUCCCCACACCCCAUUCAUUAUCCCACACCCAUCAUCAACCUCAACAAGCAACACCCAUUUCCCUCCUUACCCGAACGACAACCACAGAAGUCAAUCGUCCAAAACCACAACAUCUAUCGUUGUUCGAGUUGACCUUCGAACCUUCAUCUGUGAGCCUGGUCACUCUCCUUUCCUCGUGAGCCCUGAGCAACACCCUCCCCCUCCCCUCUGCUCUCUCUCCUCUUCCGUUUCCUUUUUUCACGUCUCCGACUGAACAGCAAACAGACAAGAUGGACUCUGUUCCUUCGCGCCCGAGCCGCGAGGCCAUGCUGAACACAUGCUCUGACGAGCAAGAGCUGGCGGGCUCGGACCGCGGGCAGACCAAGCGCGCAUCACAAAGCGGUGCUGAGGGGUCCACCACGCUCGGAAAGAAAGGGUCCCUCAUCUCCAUGCUUGGCCAGAACAUUUGGGCUGGUGAUGACCUGCGCGCGAUGAGCCCGAGCAAGGCCGGCUACGAGACGGAGCAGCGGUCUGGCGCACACCGCCGCCGCUCUUCCUUCCUACAGAGCAUGGCAGACUACCUGGCGUACUCGAGCACGCUGGAGUCAAACUCGGGUCGCCCACAAUGCCCGAUCCCACAAGGGCCGGCAUCGCGCCGCCCGUCCGGCAUGCCAGAUGCAGAGGGCGACGAUGACAUUCCCGUGGACGACGACGAGGUUGCCAUGUACGUGAUGCGGUCGGCCAGCCGCCGCCAGAGCGUGGCGCCCAUCGUGGCGGAGUCGUCCAUCGCCGCCUCCGCCGUCUCCGCAAAGUGCACGCGCCCCGCCGUCGAGCGCGCGGCAGCACACCAGCACCAACAGCACCACCAGCAGAUGGAGCACCAGCAGAUGGAGCAGCAGGAUUGCGCAGGCCAGGCAGAUGACGAGGAGUACGCGGACGACGCCGCUGCGUCACCCAGAAGCGUGCCCACCUUCCUUCUGGAGCAGCAGUUUACAUUUGCACCGAUGGACGAGGCGCAGUCGCCUUCGCGCUCUCCAACACGCUCGCCGACACACGGCGGCGGCGGUGCCCGCGACACGCGCAGUCCCGAGCUGCGCCGCCGCCGCCGCGCCUCCGUGUCCACGCCCUUCGAGACCAUCUGCGAGGAGCGGGAGGACUCCGACAGCGCGCCGUCCAGCGCAACGCCCGUGUCCACCACCACAAGCGCAUGCAGCGGCGCCACCACCGUGCCUGCAAGCAUUGUCAUUGAGCCGCGGUCGGCAGCCCUCGCGCCAACGUCGCCCGGUUACCCGCACGUGAACUCGCCGCUGGACUUUCCGUCGCCCAAGCCGCCCGUGGCCAAGAGGGCGACACCAACGAAGCGCAAGGCGCCCCUCGCCAGCAGCGCCGCACCGCCACCGCAAGCAUCAGCCGCUGUUACACAGCACGCGCACUACGAUGCACAGCGGGACCAGCACCACCACCAGCCACACCACGGCUUCCACACCACGGGCGCCGCCCCCAACACACUGGCAGCCAUGCAGCCGCAGAGCACGAUGCAGGUGGCGAGUGCAGCCCAGCUGUCGGCGCAGGAACUGGUGGCCCUGCGGCAGCUCUAUGAGCAGCUGCACGCUGAGCAGCAGGAGUUGCUGCGGGAAGCGCGCUUCUGGCGCCGGGCAGAGCUGGUCGCUGUCUCCGCUGCCGCAGCCGUCAUCACCGCCGCGGCAUUCAAGUACCUGCUAUGAAAUGGGGGCAUGCCUGCAGGCAACCAGUUGAUGCAAAGCACGCAGCGUGGUGGUGGUGGAGCCGUGGUGUUGGAUGUGGGGGAGAAUGUAUGCAUGCGUGGACGUGUGGGUUGUGUGGAUCGUGUGGGCUGAGGGCUUGUGUGGAUCGUGUGGGCUGAGG
Salpingoeca rosetta is the source of this 2062-nucleotide messenger RNA. RefSeq lists its product as uncharacterized. The record is from RefSeq and is a predicted model, not a curated record. Lineage: Eukaryota; Choanoflagellata; Craspedida; Salpingoecidae. Bases 469 to 1902 code for a protein of 477 amino acids. The transcript has a single exon.